Molecule: messenger RNA, 513 nt
Organism: Aspergillus tanneri
Lineage: Eukaryota; Fungi; Ascomycota; Eurotiomycetes; Eurotiales; Aspergillaceae
Exons: 2
Coding region: 1-513 (170 amino acids)
Biological process (GO): proteolysis
Molecular function (GO): serine-type carboxypeptidase activity
Source: RefSeq, a predicted model, not a curated record
AUGAACGGCAGUCCAGGCGCCUCCCCUAUGUUUGCUUUGUUCACCGAGAACGGACCGUGUCAUGUCAACCCUAAUCUGACAACAAGCGAGAACCCGUGGUCUUGGAACCAGCAGUACAACGUUCUGUAUCUGGACCAACCAGUGCAAACGGGGUUCAGCUACAAUGUCCCGUUUGUCGGGACAUUGGAUCUGACCACGGCGAAAUCAUGCUAUUGGACUCAGAGAAUCCAACGCCCUCGGGCCCAGCAGUUAUCCUUGGCGUGUUUGGUAGCCAGGAUGCGAGCCAAACCGCGAACACGACACCCAACGCCGCCAGGCACUGGACAGAAUCUUAUGGUGGCCGAUAUGGUCCUGGAUUCGCAGCACCGGGAUUUCGCAUGUAACUGGGUUGGGGGCGAACGGUCGAGCCUCAGUGUGAACUAUGCAAAGUCGGAUGAAUUCCAGAAAGCUGGAUAUGCAGAUGUAUCUAUCGAUACUGGCUCGCCCGUGGGCCAAAUCCGUCAACAUGGAUGA